AUGGAAAUGUGUGAGCGGAAUCCUUUAAAUCCCGGCUAUGUUGGUUCUCUGUUGAAUUUCGCUCCCCCUGAGUCGCUGUAUUUCUCCAACUUGCGCGGUAAUGGAGCCCACAUACCCGGGCUGCAUCAGCUCCCUUACAAUAGGAGAGAGGUGUGCACGCUCCCGUGGACUUCCUCAAGUUCGUGCGCGUCUGGGCCAGCAGCACCGCCACCACAGAGCCGCGCCUUCGGAGGCUACUGUCCGCCGUUUCUGUCCAAUUCGGUGGCUUUAAAUACGAACUCCUCCGGCGGCCACGUCAAGGCGCAUUUGGAGGAGUCCGCGCGGUGCUUUCAGGACCACAAGACGGAGGAGGCUGGGAGGCAGGAUGAAGUUUACGCCGGAGAGCACGGAGUUCGCGCUUAUUCAGACCUGGACAGCCGCUCUCACGGUUCUGCGGCGCAGCUUGAUCCGGAUUCAGCAGGUCCAGUCAGUGUGGACGGUCCCAAACAGGAGCAGAAUCCCAUUCACACAGCAUCAAGUAACACAUGCUCCAGGACCAGUUUUGCUCAAGGUGCCCCGUGGUGCUCGUCACAAGUGAAAACAAGAAAGAAGAGGAAGCCUUACUCGAAGCCACAGCUCGCUGAACUUGAGAAUGAAUUUAUGAUGAAUGAAUUCAUCAACAGACAGAAACGCAAAGAGUUGUCAGACAGACUCGACCUGAGUGACCAACAAGUGAAAAUCUGGUUUCAGAACCGGAGGAUGAAGAAGAAGCGGCUGAUGAUGCGCGAACAGGCUUUCUCUGCAUACUGA
Molecule: messenger RNA, 789 nt
Organism: Acanthochromis polyacanthus (spiny chromis)
Lineage: Eukaryota; Metazoa; Chordata; Actinopteri; Pomacentridae
Gene: hoxd12a
Product: homeobox D12a
Exons: 2
Coding region: 1-789 (262 amino acids)
Biological process (GO): regulation of DNA-templated transcription
Molecular function (GO): DNA-binding transcription factor activity, RNA polymerase II-specific; sequence-specific double-stranded DNA binding
Source: RefSeq, a predicted model, not a curated record